AUGACAAGAAGACUUUUGUAUUUAGUGAUCUCCCUCACUUUUGUGAUUUUUGCUGUGGCAGAAGAAAUCAGUGAGAAAAGUGAUACUUUAACGGAAAUUACUCCAAGAAGGCGAAAGCAUCUGUAUCAUGCCCUGUUUCCUCUUGUUGGAUUGGGUGGUCUUCAUGCCAUAUCAGCACUUGUAGCAAUUAAAUUAAAAAUUGUUGUAGUAUUUAUCCUAAUUGUGGCAACUGCGGUCUUUGGUUUUAAAAUCUGGAAAGGAGGUGCCCUGUUUGGGUGCAAUCACAACGGACCUGAAUAUCACGAUGGACCAAUAAUUCCAUACGACAGUGGAAAUAUAGUGUCCCAUUCAGGACCUGGGAUAUCUUUUAGUGGUGGAUACCCUGGAGGUGAUCCCUACAAUGCCUGGAAUCCAGACACUUUAGCAUCUGGACCUUCAUCAAGUGGAGACUUUCAUCAUGAUUUUCAUCACGAUUCUCAUCAUGAUUUCCACCAUGAUCAUCAUGAUUUUCAUCAUGAUGCACCUCAUCAUGAUGAUUCUUCAGGUCCUCCUGCCGACACGUCAGCAAUGUCUGCUCCAGAGAUGCAUUCAAAACGAAGAGUUGCUUAUCAGGGUGCUCGACAAAAUUCAUUUGAUUGGACUAGCCUGGCUUUUGCUGUUUUGGGAGUGGAUACAAUGGUCUGCCGCAAAAGAUUUAUUUGUGAAAUGGAAGUUCAAUCGAAGGAUAAUCCAUUCUUUGGCUUUGCCUACAAUUACUUGAGUCGAGGAAUGUGGACGGAAUACAGAAACUUCCCAGAAAUCCCACACAAUCUCGCUGACUGUGCUAGGCUGUUCAAGGCGUGCUAUUCCCCAGCUGACGACAAAAAUCAAGAACUUUCCAAUAAAGAUCCCGAAGAGGAUGAAAGCGACACCACUGAGACAGAAGACAACGUAGCUAGUUCAACAGAUAACGUAGAAUCAUUAGGUCGACAAAUAAUGUUGAGAAUGAAAAAGAAAUCAGAGUGAAAGUGAAAUUUUUGGGAGAAAACACCGACAAAUCGUGACUGACCCACUGACCACUCUUGGGGGUGUUAAACGCUGUUAAAGAAGAGUUUCAUAGGCCCCAGAGUCACUAAUUAACCACCAACACGACCAGAGACAUGCGACACAUGACGAACUUUAAGAGAUUUACGCUAUUUAUUGAAUUUCCUUAUUUAUUUCCCCUCUCCAGAAAAAAUCGUCGCUUCGAUCAGCAUUUGUCAUACCAUCAUUAUUGCGAUUGAUAUAAUUGGAAUGUGUAUAAUUUUGUAUAUUCAGCUCAUGAAAAUGAAAAUUUUACAAAUUGAAUAAAAAGCACUUUAUAUUUUAAAUUUUUCGCCACCUAAAAUAAAGUGAUCUUUUAAGGCAAUUAUGAGCUCAUUGUGCUACAAAAUAAGUAUUAAU
Molecule: messenger RNA, 1422 nt
Organism: Phlebotomus papatasi
Lineage: Eukaryota; Metazoa; Arthropoda; Insecta; Diptera; Psychodidae
Exons: 4
Coding region: 1-1005 (334 amino acids)
Source: RefSeq, a predicted model, not a curated record